CGGCGGAAUUUGCCUGAUCCUGACGUCCAGGCUGGCCGCAGGCUUCCCAGGGAGCAGGCGUUUCAAGACAGCCAUGGCUCAGCAGCACAGCAUCCCACACGCCUACCCCAUGAGCGCAGAAUACGAGUUUGCCAACCCCAGCAAGAUUUACGACCAGAACUUUGGAGAAGGCAUUUCCCCUACAGAUAUUCUGGCUCCAACCUUGUACCAUGGUUACUAUAUCAGGCCUCGGAUUAACAAACAGUUGGAACGAGGGAUUUCAGAGGUCACCCUCAAUGAACACAAAUUCCAGGUGUUCCUUGAUGUCUGCCAUUUCACCCCCGACGAAAUUGCUGUCCGCACUGUGGACAACCUCCUGGAGGUGACGGCACAGCAUCCUCAGAAGGUUGACCGACAUGGAUUCAUCUCCCGCGAAUUCACCCGGACCUACAUCCUCCCCUCGGAUGCCGAUCCCUUGUUGGUCAAAGCCACUGUGACCCAUGAUGGCAUCCUGAGCAUUGAAGUCCGGCGGACAGGGAAGGAAGUGAGGGCCAAAGUCAAUGAGGUGAAAGUAACAUGCCAAGAACCACCUGAAAGGAAAGGAGAAAGUUCAGGGGAGACAUCGGAUCCCUAAAACAUCCUUCUAGUAUGGCACAAUUUGGCCAGAGUGAAUAGGUGAAUCUGAAAAGGGUCUUUCAUGACCACCAAAGGCCAUGUCUGGUUAAUCUAAUUGGCCUCAUCUUCUCUUCCCCAGACAUAUAGGGUUUUUAUUUCAAGAAGCCUUCUCCCACAGGACCCUCAGAACUGCAGCUUAUUGGAAUGCCACGGAUGAUCUUUUCAGAUAUCUCCUAACCUUCUUUCAUCAAGAUAUAACUGAAGACAGUAAAGGCUAUUGCACCAGUUUGAAGCCUGUGAUAUGGGUAAACCCAAUUCUUUUUUUCAUUUUAAAUUAAAAUGCUAUAAUUCCUACCAUUUUUCAGCCAGCCUGGUAGGCUGAUGGGAGCUGUGGUCCAACCCAUUUGGAAGAUCAAUAGGUUGGGGAAGGCAGCGCUCAAAAUAUGGCUGGCAUUGGACAGUCACCAAUGGUUCAAUCCUGUUUUCUUCACCAGAGCUAGCUGCCCUUUUGAGGUCGGCUUAGUUUGACAACCCAUCAUAAUUCCUACUAUUUUCAAAGUGAUCAACCAUUAUUAUUUCAGAAUACUAUAAAUCUAUUUACUGCCCUUUC
Messenger RNA from Python bivittatus (Burmese python), 1204 nucleotides. RefSeq names its product heat shock protein family B (small) member 2 (gene HSPB2). Lineage: Eukaryota; Metazoa; Chordata; Lepidosauria; Squamata; Pythonidae. Gene Ontology annotation, molecular function: structural constituent of eye lens. Gene Ontology annotation, cellular component: nucleus; cytoplasm. Gene Ontology annotation, biological process: response to heat; negative regulation of apoptotic process; protein refolding. The record is from RefSeq and is a predicted model, not a curated record.